This is a messenger RNA of Dioscorea cayenensis subsp. rotundata (Guinea yam), 1049 nucleotides long. Its product is annotated as CRIB domain-containing protein RIC10-like. The record is from RefSeq and is a predicted model, not a curated record. Bases 297 to 746 code for a protein of 149 amino acids. NCBI's taxonomy places the organism in Eukaryota, Viridiplantae, Streptophyta, Magnoliopsida, Dioscoreales, Dioscoreaceae. The transcript has 5 exons.
UAAUGUUCAGACUCAUGCCACCUUGUAAUAACCACCACACCUCUCUAACCAAUACCUUCUCUGACCUCCUAAUUCUGCUCAUCUUGUCAUUGCCUUUCCUCCACCACCUCCUCCUCUCUCUCUUUCUCUUUCUCUCUCUCUCUCUUUCUUGAGAAUUUGAUGAUUACUUUUUGUUUUGCAAACAAGAAAAGAUGAUCGAUGAUGAAUUUGGAACGGAGAAAGCUCUAUCUUAAAUCCCAAGAACAACAGAAACUUCUCAUUGAAGGUUCUGCUUGGUUGGGAGAGACUCUCAUCCCAUGGCAAAGAUGAAAGGGCUCUUCAAGGGAAUGAAGUACAUUUCCCAGAUCUUCGUUGUUAAGGAACAUGAGAUGGAGAUUGGCUAUCCUACUGAUGUGAGACAUGUUGCACAUAUUGGCUGGGACAGUGGCUCUACCAAUGCUCCUAGUUGGAUGAAUGAGUUCAGGACUGCAUCUGAUCUGGCAUCACCUGCUCUUGGUUUGUCCAGAGAAACCUCAUGGGCUUCACAAGAUUUUGAUCAACCAAGAGGACUUCAACAGCAACCUUCAGGGAUGUUUGCUGACGGUCCUCGGCCGGAGAUUCCAAAAGCUCCGAAGAAGACUAAGAGGAAAAAGUCCAAGUCCUCAUCUCCCAACUCAUCAACAAGAUCAACAUCAAGAACAUCAAGAUCAAGAGCUGGUUAUUCUUCUAUUUCAAUGGGUGAUUCAAAUGAAACAGUAAACCGUUGAUGAGCAGAAAUGCUGCGCAGAAACAUCAUAGUGAUAUUGUUUCAGAAAAUUAAUAACAAUAAAAAAAAAAUACUUUGGCUAGUGAUGAGUUUUUAAUUUUAAUUUACAUUUUGUUGUUGUUGUUGUCGUCUUUGAGAUUUGUUCUAGUUUCUUGGCAUUAGUAUUGAGAAGCCAUUUUAUUAGAUUGUUGGGAAGUCAUUGAGGAAAGAGGAAGUUUAUGAAGAACAGGUUCCAUGCCUCUUUCUCUUUGCACACACCAUUGUUAAUUCCAUGCUAUGAAAAAAAUCGAAUGUGUAUUUUUCA